UUUCCAAUCAAUCGUGUUCACGACAUCGCGUCGGCCCCACGCGAUCUUUCCCACCAAACGACGGUCUGUGAUGGAAGUUCACUUUCUGGGCACUGGGCCCUCCACAGGCGUGCCGUCUAUCCGGUGCCUCCUCAGCGACAAGUUGUGCACCGUGUGCCGUGACGCCCACACGAACGUCAAUUCCAAGAACCACCGAAACAACCCGAGCUUGCUCGUCCGGCAUAACGACCGGAACGUUCUCAUCGACUGCGGCAAAACCUUUCGGGACAGCGUCCUGCGUGUAUUUCCAGCGCACAAAAUCAGCCAUAUCGACGCUGUCUUGCUCACGCAUGGACACGCCGACGCUUGUCUUGGCUUGGACGACCUGCGGGAGCUGCAGGUGCUCCAAACCACCCGUUGUGAGGAGACGGGCGAGCUGAAAAAGAUCGCAACGACGCCGCUGCUGCUGCACUGCCACGCACGGACGAAAGCGGAGGUUCUGCCCAAGUUUGAAUACCUCAUGGACAAACCACUCCUGCCGGGUGCCACGUACCGCUGGACGGCCAAGCUGGAUUGGGCGCUGUUCGAAGAUUUUGACACGUUUACUGCUGCAGGUAUCACAUUCACGGCCCUGCCAGUGCUGCACGGGAAAGGGUACAUUUGCAACGGGUUUGAAUUUGGCAGCGAAGUGGGCGCCCGGUUUGUGUACUUGUCCGAUCUCACGGAGGUGACCGACGCAACAGUCGUCGCGUUGACCAGGUCGUCCGUGGCCAGACCGAUUGACGUCCUCGUCAUCGACGCGCUGUACUUGGAAGACGUUCAUGGGGCGCACAUGAACUACCCACAAGCGAUGGAAGUGGCCAAGCUGCUGCGGCCCAAGAAAACCUACUUGAUUGGCAUGGGUGACGACUUCGACUAUGCCCAAACGAACACUGUCAUCCGUACGGAAAUGCUGCAAAACCAUGGCCUAGACGUCGAAAUGUCGUUCGAUGGGCUAACGGUACAGCUUGGCUGAGGAAUGGGGUCGACGACGCAAGCAGUGCUAGCCAAGUGUCGAAGACGCAAUGAUUUUCUACUUCCCCAGGCCGCGAAUGAGAGUGGUUUGGCAAGCGGACGGCGACGUAGCCAUGAAGCUUAGUAUAUGCUUUGUGCAUUUACCUACAAAUGAUCAGGCCGAUGACAUGCGGCGUUGACCAAAUGUGGCGAUAGUUCAAGUGCGGCACUUCCUGAACCGCUCGAGUUCUGUCGCCGGAAGUUCAUACAGAGGAACCCUUGCUCGUCAAACGGUUCCGAGACUUUCGCAAACCCGAGGCUUGUGUAGAACUUUUCGAGAGUCGCCAAGCCGCAGACGUCAAUCGCACGAUGGGGCCAAUGCGCUUGGCAUACCUCGAUGGCUUUGGUAACGAGGGUGUGUCCAACGCCAGCGCCGCGCGCGUGCGUCGCAACGACGACCCGGCCGAUGCUCGGUUCAGCUUUUUCGGGGCCAAGGGUGUGUGGAGGAACGAGGCGAGCGUACGCAACCAACUCGUGGUUCUGGUCCCGCCCGACGAGGUGGAAGCAAACUUGGUCGUGACCGUCAAGGUCGCCCAGGACCUUUUGCAUUUCCACGACAAAUGUGUUGGCCCGAAGUUGGAGGAUGUCGUAGAGUGCGCAUACGGUCAAGUCAUAGAACGAUGAGCACGUCCACUCGAUCGUCGACGGGCUGACCUUCGCCAUUUUUCAAUCUCCCGAUCCGCCUUUC
Messenger RNA from Aphanomyces invadans, 1720 nucleotides. RefSeq lists its product as hypothetical. Bases 71 to 994 code for a protein of 307 amino acids. The record is from RefSeq and is a predicted model, not a curated record. Lineage: Eukaryota; Oomycota; Saprolegniomycetes; Saprolegniales; Verrucalvaceae. The transcript has a single exon.